Messenger RNA from Coffea eugenioides, 3456 nucleotides. Its product is annotated as glutamate receptor 3.6. The coding region runs from base 395 to 3253 and encodes 952 amino acids. Gene Ontology annotation, cellular component: plasma membrane. Lineage: Eukaryota; Viridiplantae; Streptophyta; Magnoliopsida; Gentianales; Rubiaceae. The record is from RefSeq and is a predicted model, not a curated record. The transcript has 7 exons. Gene Ontology annotation, molecular function: glutamate-gated receptor activity.
AGAGUCACCCACAUUUCUUUGUUGGUGUGUUUAGUAGUCCACUACCAAACACGUCUGCGUCUACACGGACAGCAAACGCAUGCGCCAUCCCGGAGCCACCAGCAACAGUGACAAUCAUCCCAGACUGGUACCAGUGAAAAAAGUGGGGUUUCAUGAGCCAUAGAUGAAUUGUUAUGGUGACAAAUCUCUAGAAGUCUUUUAAAGGCAAACCCGUACAACCAUCAUUAUGGAGUAGCUCUUUUUGACAUAGAAUUGUUUUGGUUGUCCAAUUGGUGGAAGUGGGAAAAAAAGUGUGAAAAGUGGAAUCCCAGCUUCUUCCAGUGCUACUUUUUGUUUCUGUCCAUUUGUCAUGACGCUUUCACGGGUCGAAGUGGAGGAAGAGUAACGCCCCAAUAUGGAGAGUUCAGCAGUUAUGACUACGUCCAUAGGCAUGAAACUUUUCAUGGUAAUGGUGUUAAUGCUUUCUGGCAAUGGACAAUUUUCAAAAGGGUUUGAUACAAAUGUGUCGGGAAGACCUGAUGUUUUGAACAUUGGGUCUAUCCUAACAUUGAAUUCUGUUAUUGGCAAAGUUGCAAAAGUUGCUAUAGAUGCUGCAGUAGAAGAUGUGAACUCCAAUCCAGCAGUUCUUCGAGGAACCAAGCUGAAUAUUACAACUCUUGACAGCAACUAUAGUGGAUUUUUGGGGAUAGUCGAGGCUAUUCGCUUCAUGGAGACUCAAACAAUGGCCAUCAUUGGCCCCCAAUCUUCAGUUAUAGCUCAUGUGAUAUCCCACAUUGCAAAUGAGCUCCAAGUUCCUAUGUUGUCUUAUGCUGCAACGGACCCUACCCUUUCUUCACUUGAGUAUCCGUUCUUUGUUAGGACCUCACCAAAUGAUCUGUUCCAGAUGGCUGCAAUAGCAGAACUAGUUGAAUAUUAUGGAUGGAGAGAGGUAAUAGCAAUCUAUAUUGAUGAUGAUUUCGGAAGGAAUGGAAUAAUUGCAUUAGCAGAUCAACUGGCAGCAAGACGUUGUCGGAUCUCUUACAAAGCACCUUUCACCGCUGAUGCCACCAUCUCAGACAUCAGGGAUGUGCUGGUGCAGGUAGCCUUAACAGAGUCUCGCAUUCUUGUUGUACACACUUAUCCUAACAGUGGUUUAGAUGUAUUUUCGGUGGCGCAAUCUCUAGGGAUGAUGGACUCUGGAUUUGUGUGGUUUGCUACAACUUGGCUGACAACCAUAUUGGAUAUCAAAAACCACUUUGCUUCAGAGGCAUUUAACAACAUACAAGGGGUUAUCACGCUGCGUAUACACACACCAGAAUCACAAAAGAAAAGGGACUUCAUCUCUAGGUGGACUAACUUGACAAAAAAAGUGUCAGCUCGUAGUCCUAUAGGGAUGAAUACUUAUGCUCUCUAUGCCUAUGAUACAGUUUGGCUGCUUGCUCAUGCCAUUGAUGCUUUUUUUGAGAAGGGUGGAAACCUAUCAUUCUCCUAUUAUUCAAGGUUGGGUGAAAUGAGUGGAGGGAGCCUGCAUCUAAAUUCCAUGAGUAUAUUUAACGGAGGCAAAUUACUGCUUGACAGAUUAUUACAAAUCAAUAUGACUGGGGUAACGGGAAUGUAUGGUUUCACUUCAGAUAGGAACCUCAUUCGCCCAGCCUGUGAAGUCAUUAAUGUGAUUGGAACAGGAUUGAGGAGAAUAGGUUUUUGGUCUAAUUAUUCUGGAUUGUCAAUUGCUCCUCCGGAAACACUUUAUACAAAACCGCCAAACCGUUCUAGUUCAAAUCAACAACUGUAUAAUGUGGUGUGGCCUGGACAAACAACUCAGAAACCUCGUGGCUGGGUUUUCCCUGACAAUGGAAGGGAAAUGAAGAUUGGAGUCCCAAACCGAGCAAGUUUUCGUGAAUUUGUUCAAGAGGUACCUGGCGCUGAUACGUUCAAAGGAUACUGCAUUGAUGUUUUUACUGCAGCCCUUAACUUGUUGCCAUAUGGUGUCCCUUAUAAACUAGUGGCAUAUGGGGAUGGUCGUACUAACCCAAGUGGCACAGAACUUGUGAGGUUGAUCACUGCUGGGGUUUAUGAUGCUGCUGUUGGCGAUAUUGCAAUAACCACCAACCGUACGAGGAUGGUGGAUUUUACUCAGCCAUAUAUUGAGUCUGGUUUAGUGGUGGUCGCACCAGUAAGGAAGUCGAAUUCUAAUGCUUGGGCCUUCCUGAGGCCAUUUACUCCUCAAAUGUGGGCUGUUACUGCAAUAUUUUUUCUCAUUGUGGGAGCUGUUGUUUGGAUUUUGGAGCAUAGGAUGAAUGAUGAAUUUCGUGGACCUCCCAGAAAGCAAGUUGUGACUAUCCUAUGGUUCAGCCUUUCAACUCUAUUUUUUUCCCAUAGAGAAAAUACUGUGAGCACCCUUGGUCGCGUUGUUCUUGUUUUCUGGCUGUUUGUGGUCCUUAUAAUCAACUCUAGUUACACUGCUAGCCUUACGUCUAUCCUUACAGUUCAGCAACUUUUUUCACCAAUUAAGGGAAUUGAAAGUUUAAUAAGUAGCGAAGAUCGCAUUGGCUACCAACUGGGCUCUUUUUCCCGUGAUUAUCUCAUUGAGGAGGUCGGCAUACAUGAGUCCAGACUUGUCCCUCUUAAUAUGCCAGAAGACUAUGUAAAAGCCUUGAAAGAUGGCCCCAGGAAUGGUGGAGUCGCUGCUGUGAUCGAUGAGCGUGCCUAUAUAGAACUCUUUCUCUCAACUCAAUGCGAAUUUAGCAUUGUUGGUCAAGAGUUCACCAAAAAUGGAUGGGGAUUUGCCUUCCCAAGGGACUCUCCUCUGGCUCUUGACAUGUCCACGGCAAUUCUGAAGUUGUCAGAGAGCGGUGAACUCCAGCAGAUCCAUGACAAAUGGCUGCAGAGAAGUGCCUGCAGUUCACAAAGUACAAAGCUUGUCGUGGACAGACUUCAACUGGGAAGCUUUUCAGGCCUCUUUUUUGUUUGUGGAUUAGCAUGCCUACUUGCUCUGCUUGUAUAUUUCAUACUCAUAGUACGCCAGUUCUUGCGUUACCACUCUGAGCCUGAGUCAGAAUCAUCGGGUCAAAGCUCGCGCUCAGCACGAAUCCAGACAUUCCUUUCGUUUGUUGAUGAGAAGGAAGAAUCAGUUAGAGCCCGAUCCAAGCGAAGGCAUCUGGAGGGGGUCUCGAAUUUAAGUAACUAUGAAAACACAGCUGAAAAUGGUUCUUCUAAGAGAUACCGUACAGAAAUGUUGUCAAAUAGAAGCGUCAGCUUUGGCGAUUUAGACUAAAAGUGUGUGGGUAUUUUGUGGAUUCUUGCCUUGCUUUCUGUCACAGUGUCACCCCAUGAUGCUUGCUCCUUUGCUAGUUUAAACUGUAAUUAUGUGUACCUUGGUGCGGUGUUUUAGAAAUCGAAUUCUGGAAGAAUGUGUCAUCUGGAGCUCAGGUAACAGCUUUAACAUAAUGAAAAGAAUAGAACAGGAUUGUUUUUCCA